Phalaenopsis equestris is the source of this 591-nucleotide messenger RNA. RefSeq lists its product as uncharacterized. NCBI's taxonomy places the organism in Eukaryota, Viridiplantae, Streptophyta, Magnoliopsida, Asparagales, Orchidaceae. The record is from RefSeq and is a predicted model, not a curated record.
CCUCCGGCCAGCAAUGGCGGAGGGAGCGAUCUCGACAUCGGAUAUGACACCGAUGAUCGCCACCGCGGUUCCCCGCCGCAUCAGCGCCGACUUAAUUCUCCCCAUGAUGUUCAUCCCCGCGGUUCUCCGUCGUCCAGCCGACGCCGUGGGGGCUACUCGUCACUGCAUCGCCGGAGGUCUCCUGAAGGAUUCCGCCGCCGUUUGCCACAACCUGGUCUGCAGCGUCGUGGUUCUGCGAUUGGUCUUCGACGACGCGGGUCUCCUCUGGCGUUCCACUCACGGUCUCAAAGGUUUCAGAAUGAUCCAGGGCACAUACAACGUCGAGGUUCUAUUUCACCGCCGCGCCGGCCAAGGGUGGAUGAUGGUUAUUUUGAACCAGAUUUUAGGCACCCUCGCGGACCACGUUCAGGUCGUGGAAUGCGAGGGAGAGGAGGAGGUGGCAGGUUUCGCAUCUUCUUACCCCCUACCUUUUGGAGGGGCGGCAGACCAUACACGAGAGGGAUCGAUUCAACCACACAUAUAAUGUCCUCGUAUGGAGGAGAGUUCGUUCACAUAAAUGAUCCAAAUUUGUCACCAAGGGAAGUUGAUUGA